CGGUCAGUCUCUGGGUUCUGAUUCAACCUGGAUUCUCUUUCUCCAGCCGGCAGAAGAAUUCCAGAAUCACACAAAGCCUCGCGCAAAACCCAUUAGUCAACUCGUAGAGAGAAGCUUUUUCCAUGUGCAAUUAAUCCAUAUCGUUGAAGCUAUAAAACAAGACAAGAUCUUUGAUGAUGGGUCUUCUCGAAUUGAUUUCAUCCAUUAACUGGGAGCAAGAAUCCUACCCAGACUAUGCAGAUUUCGUCUUUCUUCCUGUUUUUGCUUUGUUUUUCCCUGCAGUUCGAUUCUUUCUAGACAGAUUCGUAUUCGAGAAAGUGGGUAGGCGAUUAAUAUUUGGUAAAGGAGAGCAGCAAAAGGGAUUGGAAGCUGAGAAUGAAGAUAGAAGAAAGAAGAUAAGGAAGUUCAAAGAAUCAGCAUGGAAAUGCAUUUACUUUUUUUCAGCUGAGCUUCUAGCCCUUGCUGUAACUUAUAAUGAGCCAUGGUUCACUAGCACUAGGAACUUUUGGGUUGGUCCAGGUGAUCAAGUCUGGCCAGACCUGAAAAUGAAGUUGAAGUUGAAAGGGGUGUAUAUGUAUGCAGCUGGAUUCUAUACAUAUUCGAUAUUCGCUUUGAUAUUUUGGGAAACAAGACGAUCUGAUUUUGGAGUAUCUAUGAGUCAUCACGUGGCCACUGUCAUUCUUAUCGUGCUAUCUUACAUUCUAAGGUUUUCUCGUGUUGGUUCUAUUGUUUUAGCACUUCAUGAUGCUAGCGAUAUAUUUCUUGAGAUCGGAAAGAUGUCCAAGUACACUGGCGCAGAAACUCUAGCCAGUGUCUCGUUUGUUCUUUUUGCUUUGUCAUGGCUGUUGCUUCGCCUUAUUUACUACCCGAUUUGGAUUCUUUGGAGCACAAGUUAUGAAUCUAUCCAAACACUUGAUAAGGAUAAGCACAAAGUGGUUGGACCAAUAUACUAUUAUGUUUUCAAUUCUCUACUUUAUUGUUUGCUUGUUCUUCACAUUUAUUGGUGGGUGUUGAUAUACCGUAUGCUGGUUAAUCAAGUCCAAGCAAGAGGAAAGCUUGGUGAAGAUGUUCGAUCAGAUUCAGAAGAAGAAACAGAUAAUGAACAUGAAGAUUGAUUAUAGAGGCAGCAGUUUUUCUUUUGUUUAUUUAGUCAAAUUCAUUUACAGAUCAUUUUGUUUUCAUUCUUCAAAGGCUGCUAUAGACUAUUCAAUGGAAUGGUUCAUUAUUUCUUUAGAUGAGAUCACAUUUGGAAGAUUCAAGUGAACUCUUUUGUGAAUUCAUGACUCAUUCUUAAUGA
Impatiens glandulifera is the source of this 1297-nucleotide messenger RNA. RefSeq names its product ASC1-like protein. Gene Ontology annotation, cellular component: membrane; endoplasmic reticulum. Gene Ontology annotation, biological process: ceramide biosynthetic process. The transcript has 6 exons. The record is from RefSeq and is a predicted model, not a curated record. Bases 174 to 1115 code for a protein of 313 amino acids. NCBI's taxonomy places the organism in Eukaryota, Viridiplantae, Streptophyta, Magnoliopsida, Ericales, Balsaminaceae. Gene Ontology annotation, molecular function: sphingosine N-acyltransferase activity.